GAUCAGUUCCCUGCUGAGGAUCUCAGCCCGGCGAAAUUGAAUGAUAAGGCUGCAAAAAUGGCCUUUCUGGACUCGCUGAUCCAGGCUCUGAACGACGGCUCACUGAACGAUGUGAAAUCCGCCAAAAUCGUAGCAGGAAAAGAGCCGGAACUAACAAAUCUGCAUCGAGAAGAAAAGGAAAAAGACGAGAAGAAGGAAGAAAAGAAAGAGAAGAAAAGCUCGAAAGAAAAAGAAGGACAUCAUAAAAGCAGUAAGAAACGAACUGACGACGAAAAGAAGAAGAAAAAGGAGAAGAAGGAGAAGGAGGAAAGACAUAUCGAAGAGGUGGAGAAAGAACAUAUGGAGCACAUUGAUCGCGAUAUCAACAGUAAUGUUGUCGAAGCCCAAACGGACCAGGGUUUCGAUGAACCAACUUCUUCUCAUGUUGAAAGUCCAAAAUAUGACAAUGCUCCAGAUGGAGCUGAACAUGGUGAAUUUUCAGCUCCAAGCAAUGCUUUUUCACCAGCAAAAACAGACGAUAGUGGUGUUAGUGAUAUGACUGAAAGUCCUCGUCCACCUGUGCUUGAUAGGCCGAUGACCUCAGCUCUAGCUAGACCUCAAACAUCGAUGGGCCGUCCUGGAACCGCCGCCGCCCGGCCAGCACCUCCGAAAUUGAAAAGGAAGCAGAUAGCAACCGUUGAAGAAACGAACAUAGCUCCCGUCCAACCAGCUGCAGAAGUCAUCAGCGAAGCGGCACCAGCUGCACCUGAAGAAACAUUUCUUGUAGAAGAAGAAGAAACUGAAGACGUUUUGCCCGACACGUUCAAGGUCACGGAAAAUGAAGUGGAAGAUUUGGAUUUGAUGAUGAGAGAAUUGGAGAAAUGGCGAAAUGAAACAAAGAAGUAUGAAGCAUCACUGAAAGAUAAAGAAGCUCAAGGAAUUGGUGACACUCAGAAGCUGACAAACGUUCUGAGCCAGCUUGAUGAUGAAGUUGCCGAUGUUCGUUCAGCAGUUCGUGCAGCAAAAGCAAGGAUCAUUUCCAAUAAUGAAAGGAUACAUGAGAUGUUGAAUAACAUCUAG
Messenger RNA from Cylicostephanus goldi, 1059 nucleotides. The record is from the annotation of a GenBank genome assembly. NCBI's taxonomy places the organism in Eukaryota, Metazoa, Nematoda, Chromadorea, Rhabditida, Strongylidae.